This is a messenger RNA of Annulohypoxylon truncatum, 1220 nucleotides long. Its product is annotated as DUF572-domain-containing protein. Bases 117 to 995 code for a protein of 292 amino acids. The transcript has 6 exons. NCBI's taxonomy places the organism in Eukaryota, Fungi, Ascomycota, Sordariomycetes, Xylariales, Hypoxylaceae. Gene Ontology annotation, cellular component: U2-type catalytic step 1 spliceosome. Gene Ontology annotation, biological process: mRNA splicing, via spliceosome. The record is from RefSeq and is a predicted model, not a curated record.
AUUUGCCUUGUCAUAUUAUCACAUCACGACCAUUCUCAUCUCCGAUUCAUCAUCGCAUAACAUCGUAUAUGAAAAUAGCCAUUUCAAGGGCUGCUCCCAUAUCAGAAUAACGCACAAUGUCUGAACGAAAAGUCCUUACCAAGUACUAUCCUCCGGACUUUGAUCCGAGCCAAAUCAAGAGAGUCAAGGGGCCCAAGACUGCUGGUCCAAAAGUUCAGACUGUCCGUCUAGCAGCUCCAUUCUCGAUGAAAUGCACGACAUGUGGAGAGUACAUCUACAAAGGCAGAAAGUUCAAUGCGCGAAAGGAGACUCCGUUAGAUGAGAAGUAUCUCGGUAUCCAGAUCUUCAGAUUCUACAUCCGCUGUACAAGAUGUAGCGGACAGAUCACGUUCAAGACCGACCCUAAGAAUCAAGACUACGCCUGCGAGAGCGGCGCAAAGCGUAGUACGGAACCGUGGCGUGUUGGCCGCGACGAGACAGACGAAGAGCGUCUUGACCGUCUGGAGAAGGAAGAGGAAGAACGCAACGCCAUGGUCGAACUCGAGGCCAAAACCGUGGAUGCCAAGCGCGAGAUGGCCGUCGCGGAUGCUCUUGAUGAGAUACGCACCCGAAACGCGAGACUGGAGCGCGCCAACCAGGAUGGGGUGGAAGUAAGCGUUGCGAUGCCGGCUGAUACCGAGGCAGAGCGCCAGGAGAGGGAGGAUGCGGAAGCCGCGAGAAGGGCUUUCGAGUUCGCGAGGCAGGUGGAGAGUAUCACGGAGGACGUAAUUGACGAAGAGAUGGAGGAUGCGGCUGCAGGUUCGGCUUCGAGCUCGGCGGGUACGCCUGCGUCGAGCAGCAACGGCACGCCUAAGCCAGAACUGGCAAAACCUGCAGCCUCGGCAGCGGGUGCGACGUCCACAGACAUGCCGCCCCCGUCUUUCAAGCGUGUUGUCAAGAAGAAGAAGGAUCACGCGGCUCUCCUCGGUAUCAAGAAGAAGCCGUCUCUUGUAUAACCCGAUCGAGCUUUCGAUCGGUUACAACUACGAUUGCCAAGAUUCACAGCAUAGCAGGCGGUAUUGGGACGGCGUUCAACCAUGGCAUAUAGUUUGUGCUUACAGGUACCAAUGAAUUGAGAUACGUACCUUCAGUCAACCCCUUCUGAAACCCCUUAAAUUUGAUUGGUUAUGCUUGCGGCAGAACUUUUAGAGUGGCUAUGUACUACGUAGGCCCUGAACAAA